GCUUCUGACUUGCUUCUUACUUCCAUCUAACCUUGUUAUUUGGAAUAUAAUCUCUUCCUGUUCAACCGUGUUUUGAUUUGGGGACUUGUCGAGUGAAUCGGUGUCCGAGAAUACUAAGCAAUAGAAAUAGCUGGGUCAUAACCGUGAGAAGAAAGAGAUUAUAACAGUGGCGACGGGGAAAAACUAAAGAAAAAUGGCGAUUUCUUUAGAACAGUUGCGGUUAAUAUUACAGCACCAGCAGAAGUUGUUAGCCUUGCAACAACAACUAUUGAGCACACUUUUCACUCGACCAGAAAAUAAGAAAUCUGUUUAUGAUGCAGUAACAGACAUUGCAGAAGCACAUCUAGUGGAGGGUUCAAAUCCCUUUAUACCUGAAUCAGAACGUAAUAUUUGUAACGUGUCCGGCUCACAGCAAGAAAAUACUGUGCUGAAUGCUCAUAAAGUUGUGGCAAUACGAAAUGAUCAAGAGCCAGACCCUGUAGAUGAAGCCCGGAGUCCAUAAUUGAAUGAAACACUACUGGUUCUGUCUAGCUCUGAAAAUAAACUUCAGCUAGAACAAAAUUAUGGUCCACGUGAUAUUAGCCGAAAAAGCUAUGGGGACUCGUAUUCAGAAAAUAACUGCAGUGACACGAUGAACCCAAAUAUACUGAAUGUUACUCAAAAUCAUUGUGAGACAGAAAUUUAUACCGAAUCAGCUUAUCCGAUUUCUAAUGACAAUGUAUCAGAUAUGGGUUCUCAGAAUAAUGCAUGUAAUUUUGAUGAAAUUUCUUAUAGAAAUGAGGAAGAUAUGUCAGCCGAGUCCAAAUCUCUUUCUUUAGUAGCUGCCUUUCAAACAAACUAUGACAAUCAGAGAAAGUAUGUUACCAUCCAGAUAAACGGCAUAUCAGCUCGUCUUCAAAUUGACACGGCAUCAGAUAUCACGUUAGUGUCUAGAGAAACGUAUAACUUGCUGGGUAAACCGCCAAUGAAGCCAUCUAAGAAAACGGCUAAAAUCGCAUCAGGUGGUGUGCUAAAACUGGUUGGUGAAUUACAGUGUGAAUUUUCCUUCAAUGGAACUGACUGUACAGGAAUAUGUUACCUAACAGAACGGCCGAACCUUGAUCUUCUUGGUCUAGAUAUGCUAGACAAACUUGGAAUAAUGGAUAUACCAAUUAACAGUGUCUGUAACGUAUCGUGUUCAUCAUUGGACACCCCAUUACUUCCAAAGAAGACAGGUGAACGGUUACUAGAAAAACUGAAAAGAAAGUUUGCCUCUGUUUUUCAGAAUAGCCUUGGCCACUGUACCAAGAUGAAAGCGCACUUACCAAUGAAACCAGAUGCCAUACCUAUUUUUCGCCCGAGACGUCCUGUACCAUAUGCUGCUCUUGAGCUAGUCGACCAGGAACUUAAUCGCUUGCAGCAGGCUGGUGUAAUCCGACCAGUUAACUACUCUGCAUGGGCCGCACCGAUUGUAGUGAUUAAGAAGGCCGAUGGGACUAUACGCAUAUGUGCCGAUUUCUCGACCGGUUUAAAUGCUGCAUUAGAUGUAUAUCAAUAUCCCUUACCAGUUCCGGAAGACCUGUUUGCCAAGCUUAAUGGUGGGACAUGUUUCGCGAAAAUAGACUUCUCCGAUGCUUAUCUCCAAGUGGAAGUAGAUGAAGAUAGUAGAGAGCUUCUGACCAUUAACACUCAUCGAGGGUUAUUACAAUACACCCGUCUACCAUUUGGCAUCAAGACCGCACCCGCCAUCUUUCAGCAAAUAAUGGAUACGAUGCUAACAGGUAUACCUGGUACAGCAGCUUAUCUAGAUGAUAUCAUAGUUAUGGGUUCAACUGACAGUGAACUUUCUGAUCGACUACACCAAGUCCUUAACCGAGUGUUGGAGUAUGGCUUCCAACUACGUGAGGAAAAAUGUAUCUUCUUCAUGCAUUCGAUCAAAUACCUUGGUUUUAUCUUAGAUAAGAACGGUCGCCGACCAGACCCUGCCGACAUCGAAGCCAUUCAGAAGAUGCCUGCACCAACUGAUGUUUCUUCAUUAAGAUCCUUCUUGGGGUUAAUCAGUCAUUACAGCACAUUCUUGCCUGAAAUGCACCGAGUGAGAGGUCCCCUAAAUGAAUUACUAUCGAAAGAUAAACCUUGGCAAUGGUCAGCAGAAUGUCAAGCAUCUUUUGACAGAGUCAAAUCAAUGCUCAGCUCAAAGAUUCUUUUGACGCACUUCGAUCCCAGCUUGGAAAUUGUUGUUGCAUCUGAUGCCUCUAGUCAUGGAGUUGGAGCAGUGAUAUCUCACGUGUUUCCGGAUAAAUCAGAAAAGACAAUUGCCCAUGCUGCUAGAUCACUUACUCCAGCCGAGCGAAACUACAGCCAAAUUGAAAAGGAAGCUCUUGCAAUCAUUUUCGCAGUCAAAAGAUUUCAUAAAAUGCUCUAUGGUCGUACAUUUACUCUACUGACAGAUCACAAACCUUUGAUUGCAAUCUUUAGGUCUAAGAAAGGAAUCCCUGUCUAUACGGCUAAUAGACUACAGUGCUGGGCAACAAUGCUCCUGAGUUAUGAUUUUAAUAUCAAGUAUCAGUCGACAAAUACUAUCGGUCAAGCUGACGCUCUCUCCCGAUUACUUGGAGUUCAACAUCCUGGACCAGAGGAUAUAAUCAUUGUCUCCACAGCAGUAGACCCAGAAAUACGAAGUAUAGUGGCAGAUGCCAUUCGAAACACUCCAGUGUCGUCAGAUGAAGUCAGGGAAGAAACGCUUCGAGACCCAACACUACAAGAAGUUAGAAAGUUCCACCUAGAAGGGUGGCCCUCGAAAAUCUAUUCCACAGAGCUUCAACAGUUUUACCAGCGAAGACUCUCUCUUCCAAUCAUCGAUGACUGUCUGCUGUUUGCCGAACGUGUCAUAAUUCCCAAGAAGCUACAACCAGCAGUGCUUGAACAGUUGCAUGCAGGACAUCCUGGAAUAAAUAGCAUGAAAGCACUAACACGAAGUUAUGUAUACUGGCCGCAUUUAGACACCCAACUGGAGCAGCUAUCCCGUUCGUGUACCAAAUGUGCAUUAGCAUCAAAAGCACCGCGAAAAGCAGAGCUGCAAUCAUGGCCAAUACCACAGUCACCGUGGCAGCGUAUACAUUUGGACUUUGCUGGUCCACUUCAUGGACAAACUUACCUUUUGGUGGUUGAUGCACAUAGCAAGUGGCCUGAAAUUUUUCUCAUGGAACACCCGACUGCAAGCUGCACAGUCAGUAAACUACGUCAACUAUUCAGUCGUUUUGGAAUCCCGGAAUUGAUAGUUAGUGACAACGGAACACAGUUUACGUCCGAAAUCUUAUCACAAUUUUGUCGGCAGAACGGAAUCCAGCACCUCCGAACACCUCCAUUCCAUCCCCAAUCAAAUGGCCAAGUGGAACGCUUUGUGAGUACAUUUAAAAAUGCUCUAAAAAAAUCCAAAGGGGAAGGGACCACUGAAGAUAUCUUAGAGAGGUUCCUGUUUAUUUAUCGCUCUACACCGAACCCUCAGACAAUUAACGGGGUCUCUCCAGCAGAAGCUCUACUUGGCAGAAAGAUACGAACAUAUUUCGAUGUCAUCCGUCCUACGCCAGUUAUUGAACCCCAACGAAACCUAUCGAUGGAGAAUCAGUUUUACCGACAUCAUGGGGCACAAAGACGAUUGUUCACGAUGGGACAAAAAGUGCUUGCUAUGGACUAUCGUGGGAAACAUCCUACAUGGACAGCUGGUCGGAUCUUGAAAAAGAAGGGGAGUGUGGUUUACGAGGUGUCAGUUGGCUCGGAAGUUUGGGUACGCCAUGCUAACCAAUUGAAAGCAACUUCAAUAGCCAGCAACAAGAUUCAAUAUCAAUUACCUCUUGAUGUUCUGCUGGACACCUUUGAAAUCAAAACGCCGGGAAUAGACACAUCAGUUUCUGUGCAAGAAAAGAGUGAUACUUCUUUAUUGCCUAGACGAUGGACUAAUCGAAAGCACAGGCCAGUCACUCGGUUGCAGUUGGACCCUAGCACCAGAUCCUACGAAUCUGCUCAGAGGGGAGGUGUUAGCGGGACAUAGACUAGAUUAAAGCAUGCUCAAUGCAUGAUUGCUUUGGUGCACGCUGAUUGGCUAAUUCUUAUCCAAUCAGCACUAGUCGAUAGUUGGAGAAUACUCUGGAAUCUUCUUAUGUAAAAACUAUAAAUAUACUGACGUUUUUCCCUAUUGUGCUUCUGACUUGCUUCUUACUUCCAUCUAACCUUGUUAUUUGGAAUAUAAUCUCUUCCUGUUC
Molecule: messenger RNA, 4241 nt
Organism: Schistosoma intercalatum
Lineage: Eukaryota; Metazoa; Platyhelminthes; Trematoda; Strigeidida; Schistosomatidae
Source: the annotation of a GenBank genome assembly